AUGGAAUGCCAAUUGGCAAUUGUUAAAUCUAACUCAAGUCAAAGAGUUAGAUAUUCUAAUGUACUUUUAACCUUAACAAAUAAUCCACCCAAAACAAUUAAACAUGUUCCUCAAUCACCAUUAGGCAUUGAAAUAAAAAAAUCUUCGGAGCCAACUAUAGUUAUACCUUUAUUUGAAAAUAGUAUUGGCAAAAUGUUAACACACAACAUAAAUGGUGGAAUGAUAACAAUAAUUUUUAAUGAACCAAAAAAAAUUAUGUAUAUAAAACAUGGAAAUAAAGAUUACCUUAAGUUACUAGUACUCAAUUUAACUUAUUUACAAAAUGGAGAUAUAGACAAGAUAAAUAUUAAAAAUUUUACAUCAUCAACACGUAUGCCAACAAAACUUGUUUUAGAUACUUUUUCAAAAUUAAAAUCUGCUCAAUAUUCAGAGUUUGUUACAUCACUCACACUCAAUAUAAAAUAUGAUAAGAUGUUUUGUCAAAUAUUAAGAGGAUGUGAAAAAUUGGAAGUACUUAGUAUUAAAAAAGCUUUUGAAACAAGUAAAGUUAUUCUCCCAAAAAUGUUUUUUUAUGCUUUAUUAAAUUUAAAAAAAUUACAAAAUUUUACUUUUGCUGAAAAUUUUUCAAUGGAAACUGAUGAAGUCGCAAGUUUAUUGGAUUCAUUAUCAUGUGAACUUGUAAAUUUAAGUUUAGAGGAUAAUGGAGUAACAGAAUUUCCUGAUAAAUUUGAAAAAUUUCAAAAAUUAAAAGUACUAAAUCUUGGAAAUAAUUGUAUCAAAACUAUACCAUGUUCAUUGACAUUCUUAAACAACUUAAUUGCAUUGGAUAUUACAACUAAAAAUGUUUUACUUUUAUACUUACCAUUAAGAUGUUGGAAUUCAUUUCCACAAACAGAUGUUACUUUUGGUGCUAGAAGUAGUAAUGAUAUUGUUAGAAGACCUCAUGAAGAAAUAAUUAGAGAAAUUACAGAGUCAUGUUAUUGCCAUGUUCAUUCACCACCUAAAUUUAAAGAAGUUUGUAGUUUAACUGAGAUAUGUAUUGGCAAUGGUAAUAUAAAUCGUAUACCUUUUCCUUUACCAUACAAUAUUAAGACUGAUCUUUCAACAGCUUUCUAUUGUGAUUUAUGUUUUAAAUUAAGAUAUAAUGAUGGACAUCAUUGUCAAUUUUCCAGGAGAAUUAUGGCAUUUGGAAGGCAAUUCAUAAUGCCACAUAUGGGUAAUGUUGAUCUUAGUAUAUUUUGUCGUACAAAAUUAUGCAAAUAUUGUUAUGCUUCCAAUCCAACUCCAUUUCUUGUUGAUGAUAAUGAACCAAUCCAAGGUUUUGGAGAAGUAUUAAUUGUUGGUCGAUAA
This is a messenger RNA of Strongyloides ratti, 1350 nucleotides long. Its product is annotated as Leucine-rich repeat-containing protein. The record is from RefSeq and is a predicted model, not a curated record. The coding region runs from base 1 to 1350 and encodes 449 amino acids. The transcript is spliced from 2 exons. NCBI's taxonomy places the organism in Eukaryota, Metazoa, Nematoda, Chromadorea, Rhabditida, Strongyloididae. Gene Ontology annotation, molecular function: protein binding.